This is a messenger RNA of Ictalurus punctatus (channel catfish), 9259 nucleotides long. It is a transcript of the gene dmtn, whose product is annotated as dematin actin binding protein. The record is from RefSeq and is a predicted model, not a curated record. Gene Ontology annotation, cellular component: actin cytoskeleton; plasma membrane. The transcript is spliced from 16 exons. Lineage: Eukaryota; Metazoa; Chordata; Actinopteri; Siluriformes; Ictaluridae. Gene Ontology annotation, biological process: actin filament bundle assembly; lamellipodium assembly; cytoskeleton organization. Gene Ontology annotation, molecular function: actin filament binding. Bases 2559 to 3740 code for a protein of 393 amino acids.
AUUUAGCAGACACCCUUAUCCAGAUCAAGUUGCAUUUUAUCUCAUUUUAUACAACUGAGCAGGUGAGGGUUAAUAGCAGGUUGGUAGUGCUGGGAUUUGAACUCACAACCUUCCAAUCAGGAGUCCACUGUCUUAACCAUUGCCCUAAACCUUAUAACCGUAAGCUUAUAGUCUCUGUUUGAAUGAUCCAGGCUGGUAGGCUAAAUGUCAGUGAUUGAUAUCAAGUUCAGUGCAUGCAUUUAUCCUACAGUCACCCUAAUAAAAUUAAACUCUUUUUCUUCCACCAUUGUUUCAUCAAUUUGCUCACCUUCCAGUUCCUACCCACCAGCCAGCUAAUGUUCUUAAUCCAAGGCAUGUGAAGCUAACCAACCUCAUACUGUACAUCACAUGCAGCAUACCUUGCACAGAGGAAAGCACUAUCUGCCCUCUUCUACAUACAUGAGCUCAGGCUAGUGUCUCUGUGAUUGACAGCAGAGAGAGAGAGAGAGAGAGAGAGAGAAUGAAACUCCUCCCACCCAGAAAGCAUGGCCAGUUUUGUUCUCUAGUCUCCCACCCACAGAUGGCUUUGUCCUUGUAGGGAUUCGAAAAUCUUCCAAAGAUAGGACGAAUGCUUUUCUGUUGUGCUGCUCAGGAGCCAAACAAUUUAGUUGUACUGUAAUGUAAACUGUACUGUAAUGUAUAUGAGUAACAAAUAAUGGCUUCUUCUAUUUCUUUAUUUUCAGCUCAGUUUGUUAUCUAAAAUUGUUUCCCAACCCCUGCCAUACUGGUUUGAUCAGUAAUUCUACUGAUAAUAAUAUCAUGUCUUUCCUCAAAUAGUACAUAAUCGAAUCCUGAGAUAAAGUCUGUCCCAUUCACAGGCAUUAUAAGGAAAUAUUAGUAUCUAAUGUCUACAGUUGAGUUUAAGAAGCCUUUAUUAAUAAAAAUAUAUAUAUUGUUGUGGAUAAUAAGCUUGAAGAAGCUGCUUUCAUUUUGCAUAAAUUUUAAUUGUUUUCCCCCCUUUUCUUUGCUUUACAUGGUACUGAAACAAGAGUCAUGCUAUUAACCACUAACACAACACCCCCCCAAAUAGCAUGAAAAAAAAACAUGCUGUUUUUGUCGACAAAGCAUCUUUCUCCUCUUUCCCAUCUGAAGGGAAGUGAAUUCAGUAAGCCCCCAGGCUCUCAGACCAUACUCACAGUUAGGUGAAUGUGCUCAUGUCAUCAAAUGUUUAAAGCUGUUGUCUCUGCAUCUUUAGAUGAAAUUGAAAUGCAGCUAAUUAACACAUUUAGCACUGGACUGUUCCUCUAGGCAAUCUAAUGUUCUAAUGCUUCACUCAUUACUCCGAAUGCUAAUGGACAAUCCUAUAAAUGAUUAAGUAAUCAUUAAGCCUUUUUCUUCAUUUAAUAGUUACAAAAAGUCUGAAUUCAGGCUGAAGAUCAGGUUUUAUUCAACUGGUGAUACAUAAUUUAAUACUACCUUUGACUCUCUUAACAAUUAGCAUUGAUAUUGACUGCAUGAGUAGGCUAUACUGCUUUAAGUGUUUUCAUUCCUGCUGCUUUUAGUACAAAAGAACACAGCAUUCUGGGCUCAGAUGAUUAAAGAAUGUUUUAAUAGAGUUUUGAUAGAUAGUUGAUAUAAUUCAAACGGUUCUUGGCAGUGCACUCGCGCAGGAGCGUCUGUAUUUGCGCCGGAUUACGGUGAGGUUGAAACAGAAGAAUAGAGUCGGCCAUCUUCUCUCCUCCCCCUCAGCAUUAAGCACAAACUAAAUUUAUGACAAAACAGGAUGUGACAUCCCGCUUUCUGAUGAGUUACACCAUCUUAUUCCAGACAGACAUUUAUCCAGACACAGCGCUUUGUAUGGGUGCUGGGAAAUUGGAUUUUUAUUAUUUACACAACGUGAGAGACUAGAGACUGGUUGUGUUUAUGAUGCGCUGAUUUAUGGCCAGAUACACCAUUUUACAUAAUUAAGUUGUUAGGGAGCUGACAUCAGGAUGCAUUGAAUGCAUGUGUAUUUUGUAACUUAAUUUCACUUCAAUACAGAAACAUUAGUGAUUUUUAUAAAAUAUUCAUAUAUGUUCAAGUACUAUAAACGUACUGUGCAUGCAUUACUGCAUGUGUAAUACUAAAUUGGGAUUUAAUUCAGAACAGACAUGAAUUUUUCAUUAUAAGUCAUAUAUUUGAUGCAGUUCGCUUUAGAACAUAAGCAGCUAGAACUGAAAUUGCACUGAGUUUUAUUAAGACACGCUUGGCAAGGUGGUGAGAGAAGCUAAACAGCUGUACUCAGCCAGUGACUCUGCUUCUGUCUGUUAAGGGCUCAGACAGAUCACAAACUUGAAACCUAAAGCCCCCCACUAUGCUAAGGACUUGCUUCUGGCCAACAGCCUGAAUGAGUUUUAAUGUCUCAUUGAAAGACAAUGGGACAGUCCUGACACCAUCCCCUGCAACACCAGCCAUCAGCUUCAUCUACAGCCUACCAGCUUCACCACAAUAGGAAACAUUCUAGAGAACGAGUGUUUAUACCUGCUGUAAUAUCUAACAGGCCCAGAGGAUCAAGAGAACGUUUGUAGUAAACAUCCGUCAUGCAAAAGCAGGCAGGGACGACCCCAUCUUCUAGUGCCCCCGGAUCUCCAGCCACUUCCAUUGUGGCCAGAAUGGAUAAUCAGGUGAUCGGAUAUAAGGAUUUAGCAGCAAUUCCUAAAGACAAAGCCAUCCUGGAGGUGGAGAGGCCUGACCUGAUGGUGUAUGAACCUCAUUUCAACAUGUCAUCUUUGGAUCGUGUCAGUCUGUCCAGGAGCAGAGAAAGAUCAAUGUCGCCUCAUUCCAUCUCUCCUCCGCCUUCCCCAGAGAUAUUCGACUCUAAAGAAAAGGAGUGGGUGGAACAUGACUCACCUGGCACAUCCUCCAUGGGCUCAACCGUGCAGCAUCGCAAAACAAGCACCUCAUCCAGAGGCCCCUUACAGCACUUCCACAGACCAGACAACGGAACCAACAUCUACAACAAGCCUCCCAUUUACAAGCAUGAAGGAUCAGCAGCAUCCCAUAAUAAGCAUAAAGAUGAGGUCAUCAUCUUGUCCUCUAAGUUCCCAGCAGCCCAGCCUCCUGAUCCCAGCCAGCCGUCCAAAAUAGAGACGGAGUACUGGCCCUGUCCUCCAUCACUGGCUAGCAUGGAGAUUGAAUGGAGGAGGAAGGCAGCAGAACAGGGCAAAGCUGUCGAGGACGAUGAAUUUGAGGACCUGACUGAGGAUGCAAAGAGGCUGCAGGAGCAGGAACUUAACAAAAUCCAGUCCAACCUGGGUAAGCUGAUCCUGAAGGAGGAAAUAGAGAAAUCAGUGAACAUCCGGAGGAAAACACGCUCACUGCCUGACAGGACACACAUGCACUUGGCCAGUGGUGCAUCUAAAUCCGCCACUCUACCUCCCUGCAGUCGCUCCGUCCUUGCUCGGCUGCAGUCUGCUGAAUUCGUCUCCACAGACAGUGAAAAAGCCACAACAGGACUGCAGAACGGAGACACUCAGAGAGGGAGAAUGGAUCGAGGAAACUCACUGCCUAGCAUGCUGGAGCAGAAGGUUUUUCCAUAUGAAAUGCUCAUUGUAACCCACAGAGGGCGCUGUAAGCUUCCACCUGGAGUAGACAGAACCAGACUAGAGAGACAUCUCUCUCCUGAAGAGUUCCAGAAUCUAUUCGGGAUGCCGAUGGCAGAAUUUGAUCGUCUGUCACUGUGGAAAAGAAAUGAACUGAAGAAAAAAGUCUCGCUUUUCUAACACAAAGGAUCUGCCUAUGGACAAAAGCAUUCUCUGAUACUAACACAACUCACACGUUUCAGGAUAAGUAAAUCAAUAAUCCACUGUUAACUCCAACACAUAUCAUGUGGCUUGUGUAUGUCUCUUAUAGACUUGUGCUCUCUUUGUGCAGUGAGUCAAAAUACAAACUUAACAUAUCCGUAUGUUAUAAAGCAGAGGUCAAAGAUCACAACCCCCUCCUGAAGAUUUGCCUCCCUGUUCCAUUUUUCAUUAGCAUAGGCCCAAAUUGGUCUCAGUCUUAAAUAAUGGAUUCUUGAACAAUGCCUCUAUGCCCCUCAUGAGCUAUUGUGUGUUAGAUUUGACACGCAAGUAAACAGUUUCAGUGCUACUUGCAGCAUCCUUAUACCCUUAUAGCCUAACGACUUGCCUGAUAUAAGUGUGCAUUUAGACAAAAUGUACACACUCCACCUCAGCAGUAAGAGAAGCUGAAAUCAUUACUUCAGAGAUUUACACACGCACUUCCCCUCUGUACAGCGCCAUACUGGCUCCUGAUCUAGUUAGCAUGCUAAUUAGCUAGCAGAAUAAUAUAAUGGGGCAGCACAGUGGUGCAUCAAAGCUCCAUGGUUCAGAGUAUGAUGUUGAGCUUGGGUUAGUGUCUAUGACGAGUUUUGCAUCCGGGUUCUUCCAGUUUUCUCCAACCUCGCAAAAACAUGCUAGUAGGUAAAUUGGCGACUAUAAAUUGCCCUGGGCAUCCCACUCAGUGUUUCUGGGAUAGACUCAGCUUCCACUGUGACACUAACCAGGACAAAGUGCUUACUGAAGAUGAAUGAACAAGUGAGUAAAGGAAUGCAGUUCCACGAUUUGUUAUGUACAGAUGGAGGAGUUGGAAGAAAACAAUACGAUUUGAAUACAGACAAUCAAACGUUCGAGUUUAAGUAGAGCCAGUCUUUAUCACGUAAUCAACCCCAACAGGUGAUCAGGUCUCAUAACACCAUCCAUGUUUUGGCUAAUUACAUGCCUACUCACCAAAGAAAUCAGUAAUCUGACAGAAUACUGAUCAAAAAGUAGAAAAAUACAUUAGAAUAGGAUAAACUUGUGCACUGGGCUACUCUUUUUAUUAUUAUUAUUUUGUUCAUCCAUGUCCCCGAUUUCCCAUACAUAGCAAAAACAUCACAGCAUGUGACUUUUAACUUCCCUCUGCUCCAAAUUCCAGUGAUCAUCAGUGUGAAGACACUCUCAGAAAUAUGUUGCAGCAUGGAAGAAAAAUGUUUCAUGAUCCAUUUAUGUUGCUUUUAAAACUGAAUAUUUCCAUUUAUGAGAAGUGAGACACCUUUUGGGAUGGUAAUAUUGACUGUCUGUGUUAGGUGGCAAGAGGAGCAGUUUUAUGGCAAAGGACGAUGCCAUGUUGCUUAACUAGAUAAUGUCAGUGAUACUAGCCUGUAGUAACAGUAGCCAAUAUGUUUCCCUAACUCAUCUUGACCAAUCAGAAUGGAGCAUAGCACAGAGCCAUGUAAUACAACCCCAAUUCUGAAAUAUUUGGGACCGUAUGGAAAAUGUUAAUAAAAACAAAGAGGAUUGGUUUGUAAAUGUACUUUGACUUGUAUUUAAACAAAAAACAUGGUAUUGGACAUUUUACCUAAUCAGCUGCAUAGGUUAUUUUGAAAUUGAUACAUGUAAAACAUUCCAAAAAAGUUGGGACAGGGGCAAUUUAGGACUAAGAGCAAUGUGACAAGUUGAAAUAAGAAGGUGACGUGAAACAGGUGAGGCAAUCAUCUGAUCAUAGUAUAUAAGGUCGAGGUUCGCCAAUCUGCUAGCAGGUGCGUCAGCGAAUAAUCCAACACUUUGAGAACAAUAUUCCCCAAAGAUAAAUCGGUAGGAUUUGGGGCGUUUCACCUUCUACAGAGCACAAUAUAAUUAAAAGAUUCAAGGAAUCCGGUCAAAUCUUGGUGCAUAAAGGGCAAGGUCAAAAACCACUUAUGAAUGUGCGUAGUCUCUGAUCCCUCAGACAUCACUGUCUUAAAAACCAUCAUGAGUCCGAAAUGGAGAUCCUGACAUGAGCUCGGGAAUACUUUGGUAAACCUUUGUCAGUCGACACCAUUCGCCGCUGCAUCCACAGAUGCAAGUUAAGACUUUACUGUGCAAAGCAGAAGCCAUACAUCAACACUGUCCAGAAGCGCCGCCGACUUCUCUGGGCUCGGUCUCAUCUGAGAUGGACGGUAGCACAGUGGAAUUGUGUUUUUUAUGGUUGAAUCAAUAUUUCAAAUAGUUUUUUAAACAAACAGCCAUCGUGUUCUCCGGGCCAAAGAGGAAAAGGACCAUCCGAGCUGUUAUCAGCGUCAGGUCCAAAAGCCAGCGUCUGUCAUGGUAUGGGGGUGUGUCAGUGCCCAUGGCAUGGGUAACUUCAACAUCUGUGAAGGCACCAUUAUGCAGAAAGAUAUGUACACAUUUUGGAGCAACAUAUGCUCUCAUCCAGAUCAGGACAACACCAAACCACAUUCUGCCCAGAUUACAAGAGCGUGGUUGUGUAAGCAGAGAGUGUGGGUGCUAGCAUGGCCUGCUGCAGUCCUGACCUGUCUCCGAUUGAGAAUGUGCCCCGUACAGUGGCGCAGCUGAAGAAAUGCUUAAUGGAUGACUGGGGGAAAAUUGCUUGCUUGCUAAACUUUACCAACUGGUGUCUUCACUCAGCCUCCAAACACUUAAUAAGUGUCAUUAAAGAAAAGGUGAUGUAACACAGUGGUAAACAGUUGACUGUCCCAACUGUUUUGGAGCGUGUUCCAAUCAUCAGAUUUAAAAUGAGUGUAUAUUUUCAAAAAUAAAUUAAAAAUGCACAAAGUAAAACAUCAAAUAAUGUCUUAAUAAUGUGUUUUCAAUAUAGUACAGAGUGAACUGAAUUUUCAAAUGACUCUUUUUGUUUUCAUUUUCCACACUGUCCCAACUAUUUCGGAAUUGGGGUUGUAAUAUUAGUAUGGCCAAGAGGUGGAGAGGGGAAAGUGGACAAGCUGAGGUGGACGAGGGUGAAUUAAAAACAGAAAUGGAAUGGAGGAGGGUAAAUCUUCAGGAGUAGCUUUAGUGGCUCAUGAUUCAUGUAUAAUAUCAGCAUAUAUUGAAACAGCUCAAUAGUACUCUUACAUUCAAUCAAAGAAAUAUUAUACAAAUAUAAUUGUACAUUCAAAGACUCUAAUGUUAAGAAAACCGCUUUAAAAUCCCAGAUUAUCGCCUUAUUCCUUUUAUAUUAGUGAGAUUCUCAAAGUGCCCAGUUCAAUUUAUAACAGUCAUAUAUAUGUGUAUAUAUUUACACAACCUUAAUUUAUGAGAUAUGAUCACAAUUCCUGUUUAUUGUCACCAAAACAAAAACAAAAAACAAUUGUGCCACUGUAUAAAUAUUUAAUUUAUUAAUUAAUAUUUAUUUAUUCAUAACCAUUGAGGUCUGCUCAUAAAGUGAACCACUAAUGUAACUACAUCCUGCACAUAUAUAUUAAAACAUAUAUUUUGUAAUUCAUGAAAAUUGCAUGAUAUUAUCUGACUGCAGUUUUCAUGCCAAUCGUUUGUGUGUUUAAGCUUUUCCUUUUCAUUUCUCUUUCUCACACAAUGUAGUAACUGUAACAUCAGGGACUAAUGAUUAUUACAACACAUCAUUUUUCACGUAUUCACAUGCUAAAUAUACCAGCCUGUUUAUCUCCGAUUGAAACAUCAGGUUUAUAGGCCAUAAUCAUGAAUCAUUUUUCGGGUUCACGCUGAGUUCAAAUGCAAAACACCAAACCUCACAUCAAUAUCAAAGUAUGCAAAGAAUCGGAGGUUAAAUGUCAUGAAUUUGACUGCUGAAAAGAAAAAAAGUUUUGGUUCCUUUAACUUAAAUCUGAAGCCCUAUCCAUUCAAUCUGUAGUAAACAUAAUUUUUCACAUAUUUCCCUGUACUGAGGAAAUAAGAUCAGAAAAUAUGCUUAAAAUUGUAUAUAAAUGGAAGUCUAAGGGCAGUUGUUGAGUUUCAUGAAUAUCAACACUUAAAAAUGUAAUUACAUCAUGCAAAUUAAAAAUGACAACCAUUACACUUCAGCUAUAAUGGUCUUAGGAUGAAACAUGAAUGAAAGUUUUACGGAUUUUCUCCAACUUUAUAAGACUACAGCAAUACAGUAAAAAGUAGUAGCACUUUCUGGAAAGUUUGGUUGUAUUCAUACAGUGUUAAGCUACAAAAUUACCACAAAAAGCAUCUUAUACAGAUUUGGGGCUUUAUUACAAAUAGUUUUGCCUGAAGAGUUUGAAAAAGCAAUACAGCAAUUCUAUUAGUAAGAAAUUAAUAUAGAUUAACUGACAAUUCGGACACGGUAUGGGAAACAAAUUUGUUUAUUUUUGCGCUGUCGGCGAAAAUACUUCCCAAAGAAGCCACAUCAGGGUAGAGUGUUGCGUGUUGCCAUGCCAACGUACAGACUGACUCAUAGCCUGUAGUAAUUGUAGUAACGAUUUCAAUGUGACAAACUGUUGCUAGAAUUGAACGUUUAUGUAGUGAACACAGACAAGCAGAGUGAUACAAACAGUGAAAUGUACCAGUGCUGUUAUACUAAACAUCAGCAGCACUCAUGGAACUGUUGUAUAAUGGAAUUUAAACACAUGCCCUUAGACGUUCAUUAUAUGAAAUAAACAGGUUUUCUAUUGUUUUUUUCCUUUUCUAUUUUAACUCAAAUAAUCAAUAUUGCUGAGAUGCAAAAGAUAGAAAUUUGGUUUAAACAUACUGGAGUAUUUCUUUCUUGCCGUUUUUUUCUUCUUCUCCAAAUUAGAUUUGUGAAAUAAAACUCAAUCGCUAAUUGCAAAAAGGAAUCCGAAAUAGUGGAUUCUUAUUGCUGGAAGGCAGCAGUGACAUCACAACCAAAUGAAACUUAUGAUGCCAUGAUGAUGUGAAAAAUUGUGAGUAGGGUGUGAACAGUGGAUUCAGAUAGAUUAGUUCCUUUUGAGGAUUUUUACACAGCUAAACACAUAUGUGACUGUUUCAGGUUUAAAUAAUGAAUUCUUCAGUAAUAAGAAGAGAUAAAGGGAAUUGAAGAGAUUUCAUUUCGGUAUCCUGCUCGGUGGAUCGAAUGCCAGGUCAUAUUUCUCUCCAGUCUUGUUCAUUUUAAGCCGAUAAUUUUUGUCAGUGGCAGAAAUGUUUAGUUGUUUUCAUUGCAGUCUGAAGACACACAAAUACACACACCUAUCUGCAAGGAGAUACUGUUUAACAUUUUACCCCAAGCCUGGAAAAUUGGCCAGAACUAUAUUAUAGACUUUUGGUAAGACUUUUUCUCAUGUCGGUCUCAUCCUGAAAUCUUUUAGACUAUUAAUAGAGUGUAACAGAUACAGUUUUAAAUUUGUGUUGUGUAGUUGCAUAUUUGAAAUGUUAACUCAACAUCACCGGUCCUGUGUAGGCUGCUGGUAAGUCAUGUACUGCACGCUUAAUAACCACGUGAUGAUCCACAAAAUGUUUCUGUUCACAGCUUCAUGUCUGUAUCAUGGUCAUUUUACUGUCGGCUCCAUAAAUAUAUGUACAAAACAAAUAAAAUCACUGUCUGUUCA